Colletotrichum spaethianum is the source of this 222-nucleotide messenger RNA. RefSeq lists its product as uncharacterized. Lineage: Eukaryota; Fungi; Ascomycota; Sordariomycetes; Glomerellales; Glomerellaceae. The record is from RefSeq and is a predicted model, not a curated record. The transcript has a single exon. Bases 1 to 222 code for a protein of 73 amino acids.
AUGCUCCUCUUGAACGCCUUCCAAAAACACUCGGCACUUUUUAGCCGCAUUGCGCAAAAUCCUGAUCAGCUGCCUGAGCCGCAACUUAGCAAACGCAGUGCACAUGAUCAUCAAGGUCCCUUCGAUUAUGAUGCGAUCCUCAGCGUGCCUGGCAAAACGCUGUACAUGAGCAAGGACAUCACUGAGGUGACGAGUGACACCGGUCUCAGGCCCCUCAUUUGA